Paramecium octaurelia is the source of this 1816-nucleotide messenger RNA. The record is from the annotation of a GenBank genome assembly. NCBI's taxonomy places the organism in Eukaryota, Ciliophora, Oligohymenophorea, Peniculida, Parameciidae.
AUGGACAAUCAAAUUAAAGUUAUCAUUCGCUUUAAAUCCAUUUUGAGUACAGAAGAAGAGUCUGUAAAUUUUCCUUAAUCUCAAGUCUCCUAAUUGGAUAAUUGAAGAAGAGGCAAUCACAUAUAAAAAUACAAAACAAGAUGAAAUCUUUGAAUUUGAUGUUAUCAUGCCUCCUAUGACACUCUAAGAAGAGAUAUUCUAAACCAUUAUGUUGCCCAAAAUCAGUUUUUUGUAACAAUCUAUAUUUCACAUCUCUAGCUUAUAGGGGUACAAUAGUGCGGUGUUUGCUUACGGUGCAACUUCAUCGGGCAAAACCUAUACAAUCUUGGGGCCAGAGAGUACCAUAGAGCAGAUUCUCAAUAAUAAGUUCAAUAUUGACUCGAGUUCUGGCAUACUGCCUAGAUCGUUUUAUCAAAUAGUUGAGGUACAAUCAAUUACGAAUGUAGGGAUAUCAAAAAAUCAAACAAUAAGAAUCAUUGCAAUAAGUGACUCUUAAAGCCAACUAUGUCGAGAUCUAUAAUGAGCAAAUUUAUGAUCUGUUAAAUUAACAAUAUAAAACUAACAACCAAAAAUUAGAUCUCAAAGUAUUUCAUUUUCACAUUUCUUAGAUUAGUUCUAUAGCUGACGGUCCCAAGUUGAUGGGAGUGAGAGAAGUUCAAGUUGAAUCUGUGAAUGAUCUCAUGGAAUUAGUAGCCUUUGGUAGUUACAACAGAGCAAUUGGAGCAACUCAAUUCAAUUCCAGGUCCAGUAGAUCCCAUGUGAUUUUCUCAAUUGAGUAAGCCAUUUCAUUGAGUUAGAUUGUUUGUUGAAUGGAAGGACAAAUCACAGAGAACAUCUAAAAUCCAAUUUAUAGAUUUGGCUGGAAGUGAAAGACUCGCCAAAACUGUUGCCAAAGGAUAAAUGCUCGAGGAAACCAAAAAGAUCAAUUAAUCCUUGCACUGUUUGGGACAUUGCAUUAUGGCUUUAUCCAGCAGAAAAAGCAACAAGCAUGUUCCUUAUAGAGAUUCCAAACUUACUUUGCUUCUUAAAGAAUGUUUAGGUGGUAAUUCCAAUACUUCCUUCAUCUGUGCAGUAAGUGCAGCAUUAGAACAUGAAGAAAAGACCAUCCAAACCUUAAAAUUUGCUUAGAGAGCCAAACUCAUUCUCAAUAAAGUCAAAAUCAACAUCAAACUUAGUUAUGAGUAGAUUGAAAAAUAAAUGACCAUGCUUAAAUAGGAACUGUCAAUGAUGGAAAAGAUUCUAUUGAUGAAUGUACUUUCAACUCAUUUAUAUAUUCUAGGGCAUCAAAUAUGAUAAGCAAAUAUUCAAAGAAUAAAACUUCUAACUCUAAAUCGAUCAAGCCAUGAACAUCGAUGAGUUAACUGGAGAAUACAGGAAAUCAUUAAGGAGAUCACUCUAGCAAUCAAGCAGUAAAUCAGAUAUUAAAGAAUAAUUUAGUUAUAGAUUCUAAUAGUAUCUUGAUAAUGAAAAUUUAAAACCUAAACAAAAUUCAAGUCCCAAUUCCAAAAGAAUCGGCUAAAGACAAUCAGGAGGCAAUUUAAGAAAAUAAUCAUUGCCCUGCUCUUUAGAUGGUUCUGAGGCAGAACCCGAUGAAAAUGGGGACAAUUAUUUAAACGAAGCAUAACUAAUAUCUGCCUUGAAAUCUAUCAGUGAAACUCCAAGAGAAUUACAAUAAUUUAUAAGUGGCAGAGGAUCUUAAAUUAAAUUUCAAACUCAAGAAUCCCAAUAUCAAUCAACUACAACUAAUCAAACUACAAACACUGAAUAAUUGAAAGAUUAGCCAAAGAAAAGAGAUAGUUGUUGUUAAGUCUUUUGA